AGUCAAAUCAAGGACACCUGAUAUUCCUUGUUUGGCAGUGUAUUGCCCAGUUAGUGAGAAUUGAAGGUGGGAGGAUAAUAACUCCCUUCCUCGUAAGCUUGACCCAUUCAAAAUAAGCGAAUGAAAAGGUCGGACCACACAGACAAACAGACGGUGAAGUAUGUCGGCUUUGGAUGUUUUCUACUGUGGAGCGUUGAUGCUCUGUGGGGCCCUGAAGGUCUCACAGCAGCAGCAGAUCCCGGCCCACGACCCCACAGCGACAGAGACGUCAUCAGCCUCCUCCGUCUCUCAUUAUGUCCCUGACAAACCCUGUUUUGUGGAGGACAUAUUUGCAGCGCUGCGAGAAGGUGUUGGGACUGACGAUGAUCUUACAAACUUCACUUUGACUCAGUUUGGACUCUGCACCGCCUCUAAUAGCUCAUCAGUCUUACUGCAGCUCGCUCAGGAAACAAGCAGAAACCAGAGAAAUGGAUUGGACGUUUUGCAUCCAUUUGGAGUGCUCCUGGCAGAGGAAGAUCAGAGAGGAGUGCUCAUAUUGACCUUUGACCUCCCGCAGUCCCCUUUGCUCAAGCAGAACCCUGUGCUGCUGUUGGUGUUUGAAAGUCGCGUCACAGGAGGAAACCUGGACGUCACUUUCACGAGUCAGUCACUGGAUCCUGACACACAGUCUGUGUGUAUUUCAGAGGAAACACAGUACGUCACGCUGACAGGAAAAGCAUCAGACAGCGACGUUCCACAGAAAUGGAGGAUUUCUGUUGAGACAAAAACCCCUGAUAUGACCCAAAGACUAAAAGACGUCCUUAUUGGUGGAAAAUCAGGACGUGACAUCAGCAUGACUCCACUUCUGCUUUUCUCUGGUGGAAGAGGAACUGAUAUCAGAUAUUCACACACUCCAGGUUCCUCCCUAGCGUCUCCACAGACCUCCUUCCUCUGUGAGCUGCAGCGGUUCCUGGGUGGCGUCCUGUCUCAAGACCACCCUGAAUCCCCUCCGCUCCAGCUGGAGUCCUUACAGUCCCUGCCCCCUCUGACACUAGGCCUCUCCUCCAGCGACACCCUGCUGGCAGGACUGAUGAACUCCUCCUCCCCCACCAUCUUCUCCUUCACCAGGUGGGGCUCCAUACACCAGGUGCAUCAUGCAGCGCUGGCCUUGUCUCCUGCGCUGCUGGAGGAGCUCAAGCAGAGGCUGGAGACAACUGUGGUGCAGAUAAUGGAGGUCAUACGAGAGGAGGAGGUGGGUCACAGAGCCACGGAGAGGCUGGGAAGACUCAAACAACUCAGCGUUUCCGAAGAAGGAGCCAGCAGCAGAACAGGAGAGAGCCAGUACCGAGCGUUUCUCCUGCUGAAGGCGCUGCAGACAGUGGCGCGGGCCUAUGAGGUGCAGAGAGGCCUGCGGGCGACCAGAGCCGACCCCAACAGCCCAGUGAGGGCCAACAUAUGUGGGCUGAGGAGUCUCACCGUGUCCCUUGAGAAGCGACUAAUGAGUCCAAACACUGCCAACAUCAACAACUGCCAUGGCUCUUGUGCUUUCCCCCUGGUCAACGCCAACAACCACGCCGUCCUGCUCAACUCCCACAUAGAGAGCGAGAACGGCGAGGAGCGGGCGCCGUGCUGCGUGCCCGUGGCCUACGACGCCCUCGAGGUGGUGGACGUCAACGAGCACGGGACUUACCUCUCCAUCAAACCAGACGUGGUGGCCAAAGAGUGCGGAUGCCGCUAAAGCUUCUUCUUGGAGUUUAGUUGUGACAUAAAAGACAUUUUACAUAUUUAACCCUUUAUCAGGCAAAGAACUAUAUUUGGUAACUUGAGGU
Centropristis striata (black sea bass) is the source of this 1808-nucleotide messenger RNA. RefSeq names its product anti-Mullerian hormone (gene amh). The record is from RefSeq and is a predicted model, not a curated record. NCBI's taxonomy places the organism in Eukaryota, Metazoa, Chordata, Actinopteri, Perciformes, Serranidae. Gene Ontology annotation, biological process: gonad development. Gene Ontology annotation, molecular function: growth factor activity.